Molecule: messenger RNA, 3891 nt
Organism: Cinclus cinclus
Lineage: Eukaryota; Metazoa; Chordata; Aves; Passeriformes; Cinclidae
Gene: SAP130
Product: Sin3A associated protein 130
Exons: 20
Coding region: 3-3182 (1059 amino acids)
Biological process (GO): negative regulation of transcription by RNA polymerase II
Cellular component (GO): Sin3-type complex
Source: RefSeq, a predicted model, not a curated record
ACAUGAGCUCGCAGCAGUUCCCCCGUUCGGGCGCGCCUCCCGCCGCCCUGGGACCAGCGCCCCCUCCCAUCCCCACCAGCGGCUCCGCCGGGAUUAUCGCCCCCGCCACCACAGUGAGUGACGAAUCUAGUCGUGAGUCAGAAGUUGCUCCCAGAGAGCACAUGGGCCCCAGUGGCUCCAUCCAGCCUCGGGAGGAGAAGCAGGAGCCCGUGGUGGUUCGGCCAUACCCACAGGUCCAGAUGCUGACCCAGCACCACCCUGUCCAGUCUGGGGCCCCAGUGACAGUGACAGCACCACCAGCACAUCUGACUCCAGCUGUGCCACUUUCUUUUUCAGAUGGGCUUAUGAAGCCUCCCUUGAAGCCCACCAUGCCCAGCCGGCCCAUUGCUCCUGCUCCACCCUCCACUCUCUCAGCUCCCACAAAGGUCCCGGGGCAGGUGACUGUGACCAUGGAAAGCAACAUACCACAGGCUCCAACUAUUCCCGUGGCAACUAUCAGUGGGCAACAGGGGCAUCCCAGUAACUUGCAUCACAUCAUGGCCACCAACGUGCAGAUGUCCAUCAUCAGGAGCAGUGCUCCUGGGCCUCCACUGCACAUUGGAGCUUCCCAUCUGCCCCGAGGUGCAGCAGCUGCUGCAGUGAUGUCCAGUUCUAAAGUAACUACAGUGCUGAGACCAGCCUCCCAGUUGCCAAAUGCAGCUGCAGCCCAGCCAGCAGUUCAGCACAUCAUUCACCAGCCAAUCCAGUCUCGUCCUCCUGUGACAACUUCCAGCACUAUUCCUCCUGCAGUGGUGGCAACUGUCUCAGCCACAAGGGCUCAGUCCCCUGUUAUAACCACAACAGCAGCACAUGCCACAGAGUCAACCCUCAGCCGCCCCACGCUGUCCAUCCAGCAGCACCCCCCUUCUGCAGCCAUCAGCAUCCAGCGGCCGGCGCAGCCACGGGACACGGCCACGCGGAUCACGCUGCCCUCACACCCAGCCAUAGGCACCCAGAAACCACAGCUCCACACCAUGGCUCAGAAAACCAUUUUCAGUACUGGUACUCCGGUGGCAGCAGCAACUGUGGCACCUAUUUUGGCAACAAAUACCAUUGCUUCAGCAACCACAGCUGGUUCCGUAUCUCACACCCAAGCGCCUACAAGCACCAUUGUUACCAUGACAAUGCCCUCACAUUCUUCCCAUGCUACAGCUGUCACGACCUCAAACAUCCCAGUUGCUAAAGUGGUUCCCCAGCAAAUCACACACACUUCUCCCCGGAUCCAGUCUGAUUACACAGCAGAGAGGAGCAACCUCAUACCUCUGUCCAGCCACCGGGCAUCUCCAAAUCCAGUAGCUAUGGAAACCAGAAAUGACAACAGGCAGUCGGUGCCUGUCCAGUUCCAGUAUUUCUUACCUACCUACCCCCCCUCUGCCUACCCUCUGACUGCCCACACCUACACCCCCAUCACCAGCUCUGUGUCCACCAUCCGCCAGUACCCAGUUUCAGCCCAGGCGCCCAACUCGGCCAUCACAGCUCAGACUGGUGUGGGAGUGGCCUCCACUGUGCACCUGAACCCCAUGCAGCUGAUGACAGUCGAUGCAUCUCACGCCCGGCACAUCCAGGGCAUCCAGCCAGCCCCCAUCAGUGCCCAGGGCAUCCAGCCAGCCCCCAUCAGUGCCCAGGGCAUCCAGCCAGCUCCCAUUGGGACCCAGGGGCUGCACCCUGCUGCACCCAUGGGCACGCAGGGGCUGCAGCCAGCGCCCAUCGGUGCCCAGCAGCCACCGGGAGACACCAAGACCUCAGCAGUAGUCUUGGCAGAUGGAGCCACCAUUGUAGCCAAUCCUAUUAGCAACACCUUCAACACUGCUUCUGCAGCGACUACAGUUGUGCAAACCCACAACCAGAGUGCCAGUGCCAGUGCUCCAGCCCAGGGCUCCUCCCCACGCCCGAGCAUCCUUCGCAAGAAACCAGCCACGGAUGGGCUGGCUGUCCGGAAAAGCUUAAUUCCCCCUCAGCCACCUGAAGUGGCCAGCACACGUGUGGAGAGCACGAUGCGAAGCACCUCUGGAUCACCAAGGCCUGCUGGCGGCAAGCCAAAGCCUGAAAUCCACGUGUCCAUGGCCGCUCCAGUCCCCGUGUCUAUGGAGGCAGUGUGUAACCAAGGUGGAGAGCAGCCCACCAUCACAGUUCCCCCGACCUCCCAGCAGCCCCCCUCUGCCAUUCCCACCAUCAUCGCAGCCGCCAGUCCCACCUCCCAGCCUGCAGCAGCACUCUCCACCAUCCCAGGAGCUGUUGCAGCUGCCCCACCAACUUCCACCGCCAUCGUGGCAGCACCUGCUCCUCCAUCCACCAUGAGUGGGGCCCUGUCAGCAGUGCUGGGCCCUGUGGUACCAGAGAUCAAAAUCAAAGAGGAAAUGGAGCCUAUGGAUAUCAUGAGACCGGUAUCUGCAGUCCCUCCUUUGACUACAAGUACUGUGUCUCCAUCUUUGGCACUGCUGGCCAACAAUCUUUCCAUGCCUCCAAGUGAUUUGCCACCUGGUGCCUCACCGAGGAAGAAACCCCGUAAGCAGCAGCAUGUCAUCUCCACAGAGGAAGGGGACAUGAUGGAAACAAACAGCACUGAUGAUGAGAAAUCCACUGCCAAGAGCUUGCUGGUGAAGGCAGAGAAGCGAAAGUCUCCUCCAAAGGAGUAUAUAGAUGAGGAGGGUGUGAGAUACGUCCCUGUGCGUCCCAGGCCGCCGAUCACGCUGCUCCGUCACUACCGCAACCCCUGGAAAGCGGCUUACCACCACUUCCAGAGAUACAGCGACGUCCGCGUCAAAGAAGAGAAGAAGGCCAUGCUGCAAGAGAUUGCCAAUCAGAAGGGUGUGUCCUGUCGUGCUCAAGGGUGGAAGGUCCAUCUCUGUGCAGCGCAGCUACUACAGCUGACAAACCUGGAGCACGACGUGUAUGAGAGGCUGACUGCCCUGCAGGAGGGACUCAUCCCAAAGAAAAAGGCUGCGACUGAUGAUGACUUGCAUCGAAUCAAUGAACUGAUACAGGGGAACAUGCAGAGGUGUAAACUCGUGAUGGAUCAAAUCAAUGAGGCUCGAGACUCCAUGCUAAAGGUCUUGGAUCACAAGGAUCGUGUUUUGAAGCUGCUAAACAAGAAUGGAACUGUCAAGAAAGUGUCCAAAUUGAAGCGAAAGGAGAAGGUCUGAAUGCAGACUAAUGACUUUGGAAAUGGAGAACAUGUACAGAAUGGAGCUGAACCUUUUUGUAGUUUGGGUUUAUUUUUAAGCAGAGCACCGGAAUAAAAAAGGAUGAGUUUAGGGAACAGAUGGACACGUGAAGCCUGGUGACCUGAAGGGAUUGUCCUUGAUCUGGUCAUAAUGAACAAAGAUUUCUCUCAGGCUCAUCCCUUUUUAAAGUCUUUCCAGUCCCACUGUUUAACUCCCGUUGUGUCAGGUAUGGACACACCUGUAAGGCAGGAGGUUGUACAGGGGACUCCAGGAGGCUGACAUACAGCUAUGGACCCAGACAGCCAGCCAAGCAGUGGAAAUGGCACCUCUUUCAGUUACCCCAUUCAGUUCUCAUUCUGACCUUCCAGUGUCUAAAGCAGCCUUUUACACCAGUGCCACUGCACUAGGGGAUCUGCCACAAAGAAUCUCCAACAGCUCAGAAGUCCUAACUGUCAAGGUUAAGGAAAACAAAAAAAAAGAAAACAAGAAAAAAAGGAAAAAAAAAAGGGGGGGGGGGAGGGGGGAAAUAAUUUCAAAGUGAUAUCAUAGUGUCUGUGUCUGUGUUGGUGCCCUGGGAUACUUGUGUUGAGGUACCUCUUGCAACAGAGGUGCUGUAGCUGGUGUAAUGUUAAUUGUAUGUACCACAUACAUCCUGAAAACAUGAAUAAAGGAAUUGGAGGGUUUUGUA